This is a messenger RNA of Suillus subalutaceus, 297 nucleotides long. RefSeq lists its product as uncharacterized. Bases 63 to 221 code for a protein of 52 amino acids. The transcript has a single exon. The record is from RefSeq and is a predicted model, not a curated record. NCBI's taxonomy places the organism in Eukaryota, Fungi, Basidiomycota, Agaricomycetes, Boletales, Suillaceae.
UGAACCCUUCUGGGUUUGCUUUCGACCACCACCAUCUAGAGAGUCAGAUAUCGCUUGCGUCCAUGAAUGCCACACAGGCAAAAGACAGGCUAUAUAGCCAACUCGCAGCUAGUCUGAAGAAUAUGUCACGCGCUGUCGGGCAGACAGCAGACCUCUUUGAACAGCUUCAGACAGACUUGGACGCCAUGAGAGUUCUGGCUGGUACACAUGCUGCACAGUAAGUCCUGAUUUUGAGCUGCACAUCUGAUUUAUAAGACCUAUAAUGUAUACUUAGAUUCAUGACCGUUGCUGCGGAAC